CUUUGUUUCUUCUUCGUGGGUGAAAUGGUCCGCGAUCGCCUUCCCUCGAGUGCAGGCGACGUGCCGGCUGAUCUGUUCACGAGCGGCAACCCUGAGGAUGUCUUUGAGUGUCUGCAGGAGAUUGGUCACGGCAGCUUUGGCGCCGUCUUCAAAGGUCGGGAUAAGCGCACUGGCGAGAUUGUCGCCAUCAAGAAGAUGACGGUCAGCAAGGGCAGACACAGCGAUGAGGAGUGGCAAGAGGUCUUCAAGGAGAUUGCCUUCAUCCGGUCGUGCGACCACGAAAGCAUUUGCCGAUACAAGGGCGCCUACAUCAAGGGCAACACCAUCUGGCUGGCUAUGGAGUAUUGCGUUGGUUCCGCAACCGAUAUUGUCGAAGUUUUCAGGACACCACUAUCCGAAGAGGAAAUCUCCGCAAUCGUGCUAGAAGUGUUGAAGGCCCUGAAUUAUUUGCACCAAGGCAAGAAAAUCCACCGAGACAUCAAAGGCCACAAUGUGCUUCUCACCGAGGACGGUCAAGUGAGGGUGGCCGAUUUUGGUUCUGCAUCCAUGGCGGAUCCGGCAAACACCUUCAUCGGCACGCCUUACUGGAUGGCUCCCGAGCUCAUCAUGGCCAUGGAAACCGGAACGUAUGAAAACAAAAUUGAUAUUUGGUCGCUUGGCAUCACUUGCAUCGAGCUGGCCGAUCGGCGCCCACCACUGUACGACAUCCAUGCGAUGAGCGCACUUUAUCACAUUCCGCAAAACGAACCGCCCAAGCUCGCAACCGAAGGCUGGUCGGACACUUUCAAGCAAUUUAUCGCCCUGUGCCUUCAAAAAGACCCCGCAAAGCGCCCUUCGGCUCAAGAAUUGUUGCAGCACAACUUUAUCAAAAUGGACAAACCACCAGGCAUCUUGGUGAACUUGGUGCGCCGCAGUCAAGGUCUCGUCAGCGAGCUGGACUCGCAGCACUACCACGAUCUGCAAGCCAUGCUUCGCCCCGAUGACGACAGUUACGACGGCGCCGACCUCAAGGCGCCGACCGACCACCGAAACCUCUCCAAGGAUAGCUCAUCAGAAGACCUUAGCAUCAACUUUGGAACGUUGCGACCCCGAAGCGUCAUGGUCGGCGAAAAGGCAAACGAACACGACCUGCUUCGUUCACAGCUCAAGGAGCUCACGCGUCUCAAGAAGAAGCACCAGCUUCAACAAGAUGUGCUGCAACGGCAGCACGAGCAAGAGCUCUUGGAUGCCAAAGUGCAAAACCAAAAAGACCUGGAAGCACUGCUCAAGCAGCAAGACGCAGAGAUGGAAAAGCUCCGGAACAAGCAACGGCCCGAGCUCGAGGCAAUGCUCAAGUUUGAGGCACACGAAGAGAAGAAAGAGCUGAAGGCCCUUCGCGACUUCCAAGCCACCGAGUUUAAGCAAUACCAAGAUGCGCAAAAGACCGACUUGAAGGAGAAGCACAAGGUGCUUCUUGCAAGCACACCCAAGACGGAUCGCAAGAAUGUCGACAAGCCGACUUUGGGCGAGGAGCAGGCCGAGUUGAACGUCAAGAUUCGCGAGGAGCAACGGCUUACGCUUGACAAGAAGAUGAAAAAGUUCAAGGAGAUUUUGAUCAAAAAGCGCCAAGCUGUGGAAAUGGAAUGUGUGGUCGAUGAAACAACCAUGCUCAAGCAACACCGACAAGCGCAAUGGGACGUCAAGCGCCAACUCCAACAGGCGCUGCGCGACAUGCGCUUGCAGCACCUGCGCAAGGUCCACGAAGCACAAGAGUCUCAACAAUCCACCACUCAAAAGCUCGAGUGCGACAACAUGGUCGAGUACCACUCAAAGUCAGAGAAGGACAUGCGCCGCAGGCAAUACCUCGAGUCCAAGGCGCGUCCCAAGGAGUCCAAGGCGAUUGAGCAAGGGUUGAAACGCAGGUUUGAGGAGCUGGUCAAGAACGAGCGCAAGUCCUUCAAGGAACGGUGCAAGCGUGCCGCCGAAAACACACCCAAGGACGAAGUGGACGAUCAACUUCGGCGUCUCAAGAAGGAAUUGAUGGUCACCUUGCAAAACCUGGCGGUCGACUUCCAGCGAAACCUCUCCGAGAGUCUGGACAACUCCAACACGCAGUUCGACUUGAAAAUCCAAGAGGAAGUGGCCGACAUGAGCUGCAAGCACUCGGACACACAAAAGUCGCUCAAGCAGUUCCAACAGCAGCGCAAAGAUCGCAGCAAGCUGCGCCACCUCGCCGAAGAGGACGAAUUGAAGCGGCUGCUGCUCCUCAAGCAGGAAGAGCUUGCGCGCCAAACCCACGAGGACAUGGACCGUCUCAUCAAAGAUUCGGACUCUCGCGUUGCCGAGCUCAAGGCCAAGCACACGCUCGAGCUGGAGGAGCACAACGCGCAGUACAAGGUGCCAGAUCCUUAAAUCAGGUUUUUACAAUCAGGUUUUUACUGUCAUACAGCGUCUCUGUAUCCUUUGCUUCGACUUUUAUUUUUUCUUCCUCUUCUGUUUCGUCGUCUUCUUCCUCUCGCUCUCUCUCUUUCUCUCUCUCUCAAAACCCCAUCCCCAAUUCUUCACUUCUUUCCACUUUCACCUCUAUUCUUGUGAGAUCGGCUUGGUUCCGACCCGGUGUAGUUUUUGUCCCCCCCUUCCCCUUCCGUGUUUUUGUUGGCUUUAUGCUUUACUUGUCAACGUGUAUGCGAUUGUCGCGUUACCGCCAUCAUACCCAUUAAAUUCAAUUGGAUGAACAA
This is a messenger RNA of Capsaspora owczarzaki ATCC 30864, 2717 nucleotides long. RefSeq names its product serine/threonine-protein kinase 24. The record is from RefSeq and is a predicted model, not a curated record. The transcript is spliced from 11 exons. Bases 25 to 2391 code for a protein of 788 amino acids. Lineage: Eukaryota; Filasterea; Ministeriida; Capsasporidae. Gene Ontology annotation, biological process: protein phosphorylation. Gene Ontology annotation, molecular function: protein kinase activity; ATP binding.